CCGUUAUUUGUAUAAAAAGGGAGCGAAUAGCGGAGUACAAUACACUUGAAAAGCAUUUUCUUACAUCUGUACUAGAACGCUUGUAUAUAAACUUGAAUGUGUGAGUACUGUGACCAGCGACACUACAAAAGUAACGCUUAUUCAGAUACGGAUUCAUCAUCAUGAAGCUCGCAGUGCUUCGUGCAACACUUGUCAUCGGUAUCUUAGCUUAUGCAAAUGCCUAUGCUGGAUACCAAGAAAAGAUACCAAAUGGUGAUCAUGUGCCACAUCCUUGUAAACCCAAUUUUAUAUGGAGAGGCGUGGGGCAUUUGAAAAUGGGAGGCGGAGGCGAUCGAAAUAGUUUUGGAGAGGCGUUUGCAGCUGCUGGCCACACGUGGACUGAAACAUUAUGUCGGGCUGAUUCCGAUGGAGAUGGUAAAACUAACGGCGAAGAACUGGGUGAUCCACAAUGUAUUUGGAAACCAGACACUGUUCCUGAUGAGGUAGCGAGCGUCACACAUCCCGGUGUUUGUGAUCCUUUUGGAAGUACCGAGUGCAAGGAUAAGAAUUCCUGGGUUAACUGUGAUAGCGAAGAAUUUAAAUGCCCUUCUAUACACGAAGAAGGUGUACAAAAGAUGGAUUUACGAUUUCCGUUGACCAAUGUUCCCGAUAAAGAAACGACCUAUAUGUGUAUGGGUUUUGAAUUACCUAGUGACGAAGAGUACCAUUUGAUUGCGACUACACCAAUCAUCAAUGAAACUCGAGUAAUGCACCACAUCGGUCUUAUUGCCUGUGAUGCGACUGCUAAGGCUAUGACCAAGCCAGAAGAAUGUCUGAUGGGUUUAACCGGUUGUACAAAACAAAUAGGUUUAUGGACUUUGGGCUUACCAGGAGAAUGCCUCUAUAAGGAUGCAGGUUUCAGAAUAGGCUUAAAUGGCAUGAAAAGGGGUGUACUUCAGUUUCAUUGGACCAACCCAGAAAGAAGGGCUGAUCUAUGGGAUUCAUCUGGUAUGACUAUCUACUACACGAAGAAUUUGCGAAAAUAUAAUGCUGGUGCCUGGUCCACAGGUCAAUUGUAUCUUGAAAUUCCACCAUUGAUGCCUAAAGUUGUGCAGCAAUCAACUUGUUCUUCGCGUUGCACAAAGAAAACAUUUAAAGAAUCUAUAUUCUUAACCACUGGACUGAAUCAUAUGCACUACCUCGGUGUAUCCCAGUAUGUCAAAUUAACAAGGGCAGAUGGAACGGAAGUGAUGUUAACUAAUGAUGAAAAAUAUAGCUAUGAUACACCAGUCCUGUACCAAUAUGAGACUCCAAUAGAAGUUAAACCAGGUGAUAGCUUAGAAACAGUUUGUACCUAUAGAUCUAUAUCUAGAAAGAAGACCGCUCUAUAUGGAGAGGGCUCCUUUGAUGAAAUGUGUUUUGGCAUUUUUACCUAUUUCCCAGCCGAAGCACUAACAUACCCUAUGUGUGCAACAUUAAAGGAUUUAGAUGUGUGUGAUUCUCUUUUGGAUAUGAAAUGUGAUUAUCAGGCUCUUGGAAACUUUUCUCACCCAGAAACAAGAGAGUUGAUCGAUAAGGUGAUGUCAAAAUGUUCUGUUGAAAAUCAUUGUCUUCAUGGAUGUAGAGAUGUUGUUCAAGACAUCAUUGCUAACCAUGGUUGUUUUAAGAAUGGCUGGGCUGACAGCAUGUAUUCUUAUUUAAGCUCAGAUGCGUUUCUUUCCAUAGUGGGCGCAAAUGAUACAAUCGAAGCUUUGCGUUUCGUCACUGCCAUGAAAUCGUGUGAUUGUGCCACAGAGAUCCCACUCGUAUACGUUGCUCCAAAUUCUAACACGAAUGUAUGUAGUAGAAAUCUAAGUUAUCCCACUUUUGUAUUCGCUUGCUUGUUAGUGGGGAUAUCGUUGGCCCGAAAAAGUGUCCAAUAAAUCUUGUUUGAAUUGAAGGAGCAGUUCCAGAUUUUACAAAGUGUCUUUUGAUAUAAAUAAUCAGACACUAAAAUAUGAAAGUUUGAAAUCCAAAUAAAAAAAAAAGGUUUUAAAUAUACAAAUUAAACGCCAAAAUGUGAAGGUUUCAAUAAUAUUGAGUCGUUUCAAAAUAAUCGCUAGAUUUGCUAAAUGAGGUACAAUUUGGGGAUCCAUUGACAUCCCCCCGUCCCCACACGAACACUGAAAGAUUGCCAUUCUUCGAAAUUCACACAGCUUCAGAUAUUGUUAAACAAGACCAGAAUUACACAGUUUUAUUCCUUUAAAUAUAUGGAACUUUAAAUGAUUAUUUAUUUACCCUGAUUAUUAUGCCAAGACAAUCAUAGAUAUAAUAACAAGAUGUCUGUACUUAAAAUGACUACAAUCGAUUCAUUGAUUUAGGUCAAAAUAAUGGAUUGAAUUGGGUUGACUUUGUGUUAUUUCGAUUAGUGAAAAUUCAAAGAUAUUAAAUCUAUGUUUUCUAAUUUUAUUUAAUUUUUGGCUUUCUGUUUAGGCUGUGGAAAAACAAUAUUUUAUAUCUUAUUUAUAUGGGUAAAAGUUUCAAACAAAACAGACACAUUGCCACAUCACAAAUUCAGUUUUGACCCAAAUCCAAGAGAUCUAGCCAUUUUAGUAUUAAGAAUUUAAUUUUUUAUCGAACGUGUAAGAUGCUAUGUAGUCUAUUGGUUUUACACAACAAUGAAUGGGUAAUUCAAAUAAAGUAAUAAUAAAUCAAGAAUUAUUUAAAA
Molecule: messenger RNA, 2686 nt
Organism: Patella vulgata (common limpet)
Lineage: Eukaryota; Metazoa; Mollusca; Gastropoda; Patellidae
Product: dopamine beta-hydroxylase
Exons: 9
Coding region: 162-1901 (579 amino acids)
Molecular function (GO): dopamine beta-monooxygenase activity; copper ion binding
Source: RefSeq, a predicted model, not a curated record